AUGGUUCGCAAUGUAAAAUACACCAGUAGCGAUGUGGUCAUCCCAGAUUCAUUCCUCACUGCUCCUCCCUCCGCUCCCAUAACAUCUCAUCACAUUGACUUUGCCUCAUCUCCUCUACCUCAGUAUGAGGGUCACACCGCCCUCAUUCUCGACAACGUCCUAUCUCCCCAAGAAUGCCGCGAGCUACUCUCUCUCGCUGAGGCUUCUGUGCCUCGACCAGAAGGCUCUUCAGCCUGGAGACCGGCGCUGGUGAGUCUCGGCCCUGGGUGGGAGGCUCCAGCGCCGGGAUAUCGUGAGAGUGACCGCAUUAUCUGGGACCAGCAGACCAUCGUUGAUCGGCUGUGGGAACGGUGCGCUCAAGCUGAGGGCCUGCGUGAGCUUCUAGCUGUGAUCCCACCUGAUCCCUACAUGCGUGGAGGAAAAUGGAAAUUCAGCCGGUUUAACGAGCGAAUGCGAUAUCUCAAGUACACUCCCGGCCAGUACUUUAAGCCUCACUGCGAUGGCCCCUAUUACUAUACUGAAGGCCCAGGCAUCGAGUAUGAGACCUUUUACACAGUCCACCUCUAUCUCAAUGACUCAAAGGAACACAACCCUGAGUCAGAUCUCGAAGGCGGCGCAACUUCUUUUCUAGAGAUGAGAGGUGAUAACAGGCUUGACGUGAACCCCAAGCAAGGCAGUGUGCUCAUCUUCCAGCACAAGGGUCUCUACCAUGAGGGAGCAACGGUUGUCAAGGGUACAAAGUACACCAUGAGAACCGACAUUCUCUACAAAUGGGUUCCCGACAAUGAAGAAACAUCAGAAGGCAAAGAUGAUUAA
This is a messenger RNA of Fusarium vanettenii 77-13-4, 816 nucleotides long. RefSeq lists its product as uncharacterized. Gene Ontology annotation, biological process: peptidyl-proline hydroxylation to 4-hydroxy-L-proline. Gene Ontology annotation, cellular component: endoplasmic reticulum. The coding region runs from base 1 to 816 and encodes 271 amino acids. The transcript is spliced from 3 exons. The record is from RefSeq and is a predicted model, not a curated record. Gene Ontology annotation, molecular function: procollagen-proline 4-dioxygenase activity; iron ion binding; L-ascorbic acid binding. NCBI's taxonomy places the organism in Eukaryota, Fungi, Ascomycota, Sordariomycetes, Hypocreales, Nectriaceae.